Molecule: messenger RNA, 7675 nt
Organism: Varroa destructor (honeybee mite)
Lineage: Eukaryota; Metazoa; Arthropoda; Arachnida; Mesostigmata; Varroidae
Product: beta-1,4-N-acetylgalactosaminyltransferase bre-4-like
Biological process (GO): glycosphingolipid biosynthetic process; carbohydrate metabolic process
Cellular component (GO): Golgi apparatus
Molecular function (GO): galactosyltransferase activity; N-acetyl-beta-glucosaminyl-derivative 4-beta-N-acetylgalactosaminyltransferase activity
Source: RefSeq, a predicted model, not a curated record
CUGACUGCUCGUAGUAGCUGUCAAUCUGGCUGUCGCCGCGCGGUUUUCAUGGCAACAGGGCCGUGUUUUUGACUGAAAGCAGUUCGCACAGUAACAACACUGUCUUGCGCUCUUCUCGAUUGCACUAGCGAGUCAGCAAUCUCUAUGGUGCUUCCUCGGUGUGUUCUCUGCCUAGCCAGUCUACCUACCACUCAUCUGUACCGUGUAGCGCCCGACCACGAGACAGAGACCUAAUGCUAACAGGUUACCACCAGUAGCGGUACCACGAAUCUACUGCCUCCCGUACCUUUGCCUGGCCGUGUAGUCUCCGGCCUAAGACAGGCCGGUUCCAGUGCUAUUAAUGUCAGCAGUUUGACACAGCCAUGAGCUGCGUUGCCUCUGGUGCCGAGUGGCUGUGAGUACCAUUAGUGCCAUUGCGGCAAGCGGCCGCUGCUGCCGCCGCCGCCGGCGCCGUCGUCACUCUCAUUCUGGGAAGAGUCGUUUGCGUUCUCUCUCUUCCUUGCGGUAGCGGCUGCAGUAGUGUCUGUAUCGGCAGCAGUUCGGUGCACGAUCCCGCACGCCGCGAGGCGUACACGCUUUGGCUGAGUUUCCCGGACAGACAAACAGACCGUCCGUCGAGGUAGCCGGCCGGCAGCAGAAGUAGCGACUCCCUCGCUAAUCGAUAGCCGCUGGUGAUAGAGUAGUCGGAGUUUGCGGCUCGCGUAUUUCAGAUCUUAUUGGAUUGGAAGUUUGAUUUGUUAAGACGAAGAAAGACGCGGUGCUUUGACGUGCAGUGUCAUGUAGUAUUGUUGUGCGCAGAUUUGAUCCGCUCGCAGAAAGUCAGGUGUGUACGCGCUAAGUAGCCGCUUACUGCUGUCUGUUGUCUGUUUCCCGCAUACGGUGCUGUUGAUAGUGGCGUUGAUGGUGACUGAAGAUAGGUUUGUCACCAUUAAGUGGCUCCUUCUAGUACGGAUAGCUGCAAGGGUGUUCGUGGUCGUAUGUUAGUGGGUCAGCUAGUGAUAGCCCAGUUUAAUUCUUGAGCGUCUCCGCCAUGCGUGCUGACGCCAGUCUAUCAGUGUUUCCUAUAGAGACUAUGCAGCGGUAGGUUUCACUCGAAAAUACAGCCGGCAGAAGUAACGAAAUAAUUGGAACGAAAUUGGAGAGCGCGUGCAAUAUGCUUGACUAUGAUAGUCUCCUAUUAAAAAAAAUAUUUGUGUGCCAAGUUGUUACAGCGGCCCGUUCUAUUUUCUUUCAAAUGUUGUGGCCACAUAUUUCUCAGCGCGGCCUUAAAGCCCCUUCACUGACGAAGCUAUUAGGUGCCAUUCAAUCGCCAGUGUUCCUAGCAGAGCUGUCACUCGUCGCCUGAUAAUCUCCCUCGGUGCGUGGCCGUGACGACGCCAAACGUUGCGACCUAAUGGAGCAAUUGCGAACUGUCUUUUUCGCAGAGCAUCUGGAUAACAACACUGAGAGCAGCACCUAUUUUUGCAAGUUUUCCUGCAUUCUAGCUUCUCUUAUCGAUAAUCAGUGCCAUAACCGCUAUUCACCCGCCGCCUAACUCGGGUCAAGGGUAUCACUUGUGUAAACACCCAGAUGGACAACAUGAACAACAAGCGAAAAUAAAAGAAGUAUUUCGAAAUGACAUCGAAAUGGUAGACGCAUGUUUGUCGCAUUGGGCUUUGUGGUAGCGCGAUACUGUUCGUGAUUACUCGAUCGUGUCUGUAACAACGAUAAGAGUAAUUGCUGCGCAGAAGAGUUCCCUUAUGCGUGGCAUGAAAUUGAAUCGGAUCUAGAAGCGUUACUCGUGAGUACUAGCUGGGUCGAAAAAUCUCCGCCACCUCGUCAGAAUUUUGGCAUCUUCAACAGCUGUUUGCUUGUACACGUUGGUGGCUACCAGGCAAUUUGCCGCCAAUAGUCAGUCAGUCUUUUGGAUGACGGGACGUCGAUACUCUGCUGUACUACUGCAAUAACAGCUGAAGACGAAAAAAUAAAAGAACAAAAAAUGUAUACGCCACGCCGUUUACUGAUGGCGUGUGGCGUUUGAACACGACCCAAACAAAAUUCAUUGGCACAGCUCAAAGAUAACAGAUAGUCGAAAAAUUGCCUGCCAAAGCUUCGAGCGGUACGCUGUAUCGCCUGGCAGCAAUGCAUUCAGAGAUAUUGGUAUCAUAUCUUAUUGGUACCUCGUCUAUUCAUGAGUUGUAUGCGAUUCAUUUGAAGACGGUGGUGCAUGCAGGUUGUUUUUCAUUCCCCUAGAAUCAAGCCUCGAACGGAGACAACAGGAGUGACUUUAAUCGCCGUUAUUUGUUUAUCAUUGUUGGACAACUAAAAUUCGAGAAUGGAACUCGAUUCGGAGUCCUACGAGUGCGUUUUACGCGCUGCUACGCGGGAUACCUCUGGCUGAUUGAGACGGCUACCGUCGUGCCGCCGAUCAAGACCAUUGCAUGCACGAAGAAAGCACCAUGCGAUAAAAGCAUUGUUUCAGAGAAACGACGUGCGCGGCCUAUUUCCGGUUUCCAGCACACACCAUACGUUGCCCUUGUAUCUAUCCCGGAGAUCCUGCUGAAUCGUAUGGAAAACGCCGCCAUGAGCAGUCACCGGUACGUAACGAUGUCAACGGCGUUUGUCACCAUAUUGCCAGACAAAAACCCACGUGACCUAUUACAUAUAAAUACAUAUAUGUAUGCCAAAUCACGCGCUUUAUAUAUCUUUUUAUAUAUGGCCCUAUCUGCCUGGUUCGUACGGUCGACACGCGAGAGGCAAUGUUCGUGAUGAUAAUGUAGCUGCUGUAGGUUAUUACGAUAUGGCAUUGACAGUGCUUUGUCGGUUUCGCUCACUGGCUGCAGUUUUCCCUGACACUGCAUCAACGUUGAACAGUACGAUCACAGGCAAUUGAUAAACAUUUUUCCGAAAUGGAUGACUGACUGUCUUUAUGGCAGAGAUCGCUCCUGUUUCUUUCUUAGAGCUACCCAGCUUGCUCAGCACUGAUAGCGGUACAAGUGAUAUUCGAUAGAUGUGGCAGAAAGCAGAUGAAAAAUAUUUCCGGCUACCUUUUCUGUUUGAACGACUACGGCUUCUAAGUACCUCAUCCACCGCGAUCAGAAAGACUCUUCUAACGAAAGAGGAUUUCUGUGAUAAGCUGAAAUCGCUCAGAUCAUAUCAAGCUAACACGGAAUUGAAAAACAGCUGUACGUCUCAGAGCUUCUCCGAUUGUACACGGUAUCACACGAUCAGAGGGUACUUGAAUAUCUGCUGUAGUGUUUUGGUACAGCUCAAACACCACGACGACGACGGCGAUGUAAUACGAGGCAGCAGUUUCGGCGCGACCAUUGUGUGGUAUAGGUUCUACGGUUCAUUUGUUUCUGCCGAAUGAACGGUGCCAGCGGUACGGAAGGACCCCAAACCGGCAAUGGUGGCUACUCGCGAGGUGCGCGGCAUACAAUAUAAUGCUUGGAUUUGAUGCUCCUAAAGCUCUGAUAAGGCCGAGAAACGUUCACGUAGAAUGUUAAGCCAUGGGCGAUGACGUCCAGAUUUUGCGAACUUCUCAGCCCUGGCGGACUAGUUGUACACGCUCACGACAAUGUCACUCAAUCGAUUUAUGAGAUUAAACAUUUUGGAUGCAUGAGGAUGAAGACACCGGGCUACCGGCCGCUAACCGGAGGCGGUCCCGACAGUGAAGAGUCGUUAUGCCGCUUGUCUUACCUGUAUAAAUUGUUGUUUCUUCUCGUUAUGGCCGUACUCUUUGUACAGUAUUCGAGCAAUGUCUUGAUGGUUCGAUCGCCACAGGUGUCGUGGGUAGUGUCAGAGGUUGUCUAUAACGUUAAGCCCACAGAGCCCAACAAUAGCUCGCGCGGAACGGCUUCCACUGGCAAUGAGACAUCCCCUUUGUCCAAUCAAAGCCGGAUCAAAAAUGAAACAUGCGCAAUUCUUUGGCAACACCUUAACAAUAGGAAUUCGACCUUGUGUUCAAAUGAGACGGUCACACGAAGAUGUCCUUUGAUUCCGCCACGACUAGUCGGACCCAUGAAAGUGUUUACAGACAACAUCUCCUUUGAGGACCUCGAGGCGUUACAUCAGGACGUCGAAUUGGGCGGCAAGCACCGGCCUAGCGAAUGUAUAGCCCGCUAUAAGGUUGCCAUCAUUGUGCCAUACCGCGAACGGGAGGAGCACCUUCGUAAGCUUCUACACAAUUUGCAUCCGAUGCUGAAACGACAACAGCUUGACUAUGAGAUUUUCGUUGUGGAGCAAAAUGGCAUGUACCGGUUCAACCGGGCAAAACUUAUGAACAUUGGCUUCCUUGAGGCGAGCAAGCUGAACGAUUUUGAAUGCUUCAUUUUCCAUGACGUCGAUCUCAUACCAGAGGACGAUCGAAAUCUCUAUUCGUGUCCUGACCAGCCGCGUCACAUGUCCGUAGCUGUGAGCACAAUGAAAUAUAAGCUUCCAUACGCGAAUAUAUUUGGUGGAGUGUCGGCCCUCUCGAAAAAAGAUAUGCGAACGGUCAACGGCUUCUCGAACGAAUUCUGGGGUUGGGGCGGGGAGGAUGACGACAUGUCCGCGCGAAUCCGCUAUCACAAACUCAAGAUCACUCGGUAUCCAGCUAGCAUUGCGAGGUACAAGAUGCUCAGUCACAAGAAGGACACACCCAACCCCGAACGGUAUCGCUACCUUAAACGAGGCCGAUUACGCUAUCGGACUGACGGUAUCAACAGUUGCAAGUACAGGGUGCUCAAUAUUGUUUUUAAGAAGCUCUACACGUGGAUUCUGGUCGAUGCAUUGCCGCCACAAAAGAAAACGAAGUGAUGUAUCACACCGAAGUUUAUGACUAGGGGAAUCAGCCGGACAGCUGAAUGGCAGAAGGAACACUGACCAACUGGACUUUGCCAAACUACGAAGAACGCCCAUUCGAGCGUCCUUCGUAGUUUGGCAAAGCACCUGUUGGUCGUAAUCUCACGAGGCUCGCAACCUCGCCAAAGUAGUAUCGUCACAGCAGACACGAUAGUGUCUUUCGUUUGCUCGAGGACUUGGUUACGGCCAAUGGGCCAUCGAGUCCUAACUACUGAAAUCGCUUUCAAUUACUGUGCAUAACUGAGAAUUACUUAAUCAUAAGCAAUAAUACCAUGUUGGUUGUGUUCUGCCAGCCAGAUAAGAGCAAAAUGCUGCUACAACAAAGAAGAGAUGCCAUAAUGCGUUGGUCCAAAUGAUAAAUAAUGUAAUACAAGAAUUGAUACGAAGUCACGUUUAUUAUUAUUAAUAAGAUUAUUGUUUUUAUUCUUAUUGAGCGUAUUGUAAAUGCUCGCAGGAAGGGCACAAAAAUAGUGACUUUUUUAUGUGGUGGCCGGCAUUCGCUGGUCCAGCAGUACGCAUCUACUCAAUACACACUUAUGAGGGUUGAAGAGGUAACCGACGGAGCCAAUAUGAACUUUUAUGACUCCUCAUUAAUAUGGCGAGCUCUUCAAAAUUAAACAAAAACCGAGACAUGUACAUUUCAGCCGAUCUGCUUCGCGUUACGUUAAAUUUGCCUAGACUGUUUCUUUUUUGCUCUAUCAGGAAUCGGUAGAGUGCUAACUAUUGUAUACGGGUCUUAAAACUAGGGUAAUUUUUACUGUCCUUAUACCUGAGUGAGGUUCCCAACUGUGUGCAAUGAUUAGGUUCUGAUUAUUGCCGACCCCUUCGUACUGUACUCAAAUAGACCGUGAUUUAUUUUAAAGAAAAAUAUCGGAUCGGAGAUGAUGCACCCUUGUUUAUGUUAGCUGAGUUAUUUACCAUUUGAAACUUUGAGGUAGGACUCGCUGUUGGUCAUUGCCACUUUGUAUAUUGCAAAUGGAAUAUACGAGAACUCAUGCCUUAUUCGAAGGCUCGUGUGGCAGAAAAGUUUACAUAAAAAACGUUUUUAAUUUAUUUUACAGUAUGUCACUGCGUACCCACAUACUCGCCUUUAGUUGACAGUUUCCGCCGAGACGUCUCCUUUUAGAAUUAAAAACAAUUUCACAGAAACUGUUCAGGGAAUGUUAUUAUGACUUAGACAUUCGUAUCUCUCGUCAAACAUCAUCAUGACGUCGGGCAGUGUUCGGUAUGUAAAAUUCAUGCUGUACAAAUCAUUUAUGUGAGCAACAAUCAUAUAGAAUAUAAAAUACAUCGUUAAAAAAUAUGGGGUUCUACGUAUUGUCAGCACAACAUGUGCCGACCAAUUUCCAUAACGUUAGUAACAGCAUAACGCAUCGGAUGAUCAGCUCUCGCUUCUGCGGUAGCGACCAAAGUGAGACGUAUCUGUUCACCCGUGAGAGAAAAAAUAAGAUAGGUAAGAACAGUGGACAACACGAAAUGCUAUAGGGCAGUCAUUAUCUUUGUGAAUCAAUGCAUGUAGGAAUCGAUUGCGUACGGAAGACUCCUGUAUUCCACUCAGCAUAUCUGCUUGAUUCUUAUAUGCGUCAAUUGGCAUGUAUCACUAGUCUCGGCCACUACGAGCCACGCUUGCGCCUACAACAAAAAUAAGGGACAAUUGUAACCUAACAGCUUAACAAUACAGUUAAAUCAGAUUCCGAAAGUGCCUGUUUCGACAACUUUUAGGACUUCGUCCUGUGAUAGUUAGACAACUAUACUGAAAUCCACACAAAUUUUGCUAUAAUCUACGGCAUUGCACGAAAAGCAAACAUAAAUAAACACAUAUAGUAGGAGAUAGUAGAGCUGAAAGGUAUGGAAAUCAAUAUGAAUGUAUUUCGUUGACGGCUAAUUACGUUAAAGUACGCUCCAAUGAAUCAUACGGAGUAAACAUUGCGUUUCGUAUUAGGGCUGUCUUAGAUAAUAUCUCUUUUGAUGAAGCAGGCAGCGUGUUUGUUAGGCUGUCGAUCCCUUAUGAAUAGAGCAGUCCUGAUAGACGCAAAAUCUUUUUUGUGCAGUAAUUAUUGUUAAAAAAAAUAUCUCUCUGAAAAUAACAUCAUGUUAGAAACAGAAUAGAAUCCGUCUGUCUUUUUAAGUUUAGUUUUCGAUAGUUGUUUUUACGCAGCGUUACGCAGACAUCUAGGAAAUCCCAAAAUACGCGUAUAACACAAGCUGACUUAUCACAUGAUUGAUAAGGCGCACGGUUCUUCAUGACACCUACAGACACAGAUUUUUCUAAAAACGAUGACCCAGCUUCAGGGCAAGUCAUCGAAAAAUGUAGAUGGAAUCAACGUUUAUUAUUUUUAUUGUACUUUGCAAAUCUUUCAAUAGGACUAUUCGGUACUACUAUUAAGGAAAUUGGCCAAACGAAAAUCAGGCCAAAUGGCCGUCAAGUGUUUCUUUCGUCUAGUCAUUAUAGAAACCAAUUUUCGUUCGUGUUACUUCAUACCGUUAAGGUACGUUUGUUCGAAAUGAAAAUAAAUGGGAAGUAGAAGACAGCGUUGUGUAGAGUAACUACAGAGUGUUACAUGUGGGCAUUGAAAGAUUUAAGCUAGUGGGUAUAGCCUCUAGUGGACAAAGCUUAUUCAGUGCGUCCCAAUUCUGUACCGCCUGCAGUGAGCGUUGUCAAGUUGCUCUAAAAUCGCUGAUCGAUGACAGAAUUUUUGCCCACUAGAUCUACAAACACUGAUAUAUUUUUAGAAAAAAAAAACAUAUAUACAUGUAAGUGUACCGGGAGAGAAAGGAACAAGCAUGUAGUAUGUCAAUAAAGCUAAAAUAUAUAUAUAUAUAUAUAUAUAUAUAUACAUAUGUGUGUAUACAG